Molecule: messenger RNA, 1782 nt
Organism: Exserohilum turcica Et28A
Lineage: Eukaryota; Fungi; Ascomycota; Dothideomycetes; Pleosporales; Pleosporaceae
Exons: 3
Coding region: 1-1782 (593 amino acids)
Source: RefSeq, a predicted model, not a curated record
AUGUGGACUUUGGUCUCGCCCAGCCCAGCUGUUGCAUCGGGCUCGAAUGAAUACGUCUUGCCAAACGAGGGCGUUGCUCAUAUUGUUCUGGACGAACACGCCAUCGCCGGACCGUUUGGUGUCAAGUUGGAAGCCGUCACGGAAAAAUUGGCUAUAGCACCUGGCCGAGCGCAUGCAACUUCUUCGCCAACCGCCAGGUUUGAGUUGCAGCCACGCAAUGACAAUCACUCAGAAGCAAUAUUUCUCCGCCAUGGCGAUACAAUACACUUUUCCUCGUUGAAGUCAAGUUUUGCAUGCCAAUGGACCGACUCUGAGGUCCAGGUCAACUCAUCGGCCGCCCCUGAUGCUCGUGCCAUAGCUGCAACACCUGGGGAUGAGACUGGGGAUGAGACUGAGGAUGAAGACUUGAAUGAACCCGCUACUGCUGUGUCAGCCCAAAAUAAAGAGUCCCACCCUCGAGCGACCCCACAACUUCUACAUCAACAAUCCUUGGUAGUUCAAGAGACGCCAAUGGCAGCCCGAGUCAAUAGCGCGUCAAAUUCCAUGACAGUCAACAUUGACCCUCCAAAAUUUACCGAUAACAUGGCUGAUCCAGUGGAUAAAACGCCCAACCCAUCACAAAAGCCAGUGACCGAGUCGGAUCCCGUAACAGAGACCUUUUCCACAGCUCGUACUGGCGAGUCACAGACCAAGUCGGCAGCAGCUCCCAAGGGGCUACAAAACGCGGAUAUCCCUCCGUCGGCUGACGCUUCAAUGAUGGGAACCGUUGCCAGCAAACGCGGAACUCCACUUCGCACAAGAAUUAAAAGCUCUCCUCAGGUCCAGAUUCCGCCGAGAUCGACCAGAAAGCGCAGUACUUCUGCUGUCGAUGAAGUUUCACAGCCUGAAGAUGAAGCACGUGCAGGGCCUAAUAAACGUACAAAGACAAGUAAUGAUGAUGACAUUCAUGACAGUCAAGCGAGCAGUAUCGUCGUGAAAUCACAAGGAUCUACAAAAAACAGAAAGGAGCGGAUGACGGACGUUGCUGAGACGGAUUCGGAAGAAGAAGAUUUCACACGAUCUCCCCGAAGCUCUGGACAGUCGACACCUGUCAUAACAGAAGCUUACGACGGGCCUCCACCAAGAGUAGCUUCUAGCAACUCUACAAUCACAAAAAACAGUCAGGCUGUCAAGCUGCUGAAGAAGCAAGGGGGAGCAUAUGUCGAAAAACUUACUGAAAACUUCGACGUAUUAUGUGUUAGAGAUGGAGAUCUCCAGAAGAAGACAAAGGUACUAUAUGCCCUCGCUCAUGGAAUUCCCAUUGUCACGGACGCGUGGCUGCUGGAUUCCGCAAAAAAAGGGCGUCUGCUCUCCUUGUCGGCUUACAAGCCCUCCACUUCCAAGCAAGAGGAGGAGUGGAAAUUCAAAUUCGAUGAUGUUUUUGGCAAACCACAAACGCCUUUCAAGGGCUAUACCAUCCAUUUCACAAAAAGCCUCAAGGCUGUGUACGAGUCGUUUUCCGAAGUCACGGCCGUGUGCAAAGCUGCGGGUGCGAGGAAUGUUACAUCCACCAGGAUGAAUACAACCGGAGAUAACAUUGUACUCGCAAGCAGCUACGAAGAUGAUCCAGAGGCACAGAAGCUGAUCAAGGAUGGCAUAACUUGCUAUACCAAAGAUCUCUUUACCUACAGCAUCUUUCGCGGCAUUCUCGAUCUCGAAAGCGACGAGUUCAAGAUCAACGGGCCUGUCUCCGGUAGCGCAAGCUCCAAAGAGAAUAAUAAGCGAGGUCGGAAGAGUACGUAG